UUUGGCUAUCGCUUAUUCAUUUAUUUAGAGUCACUGGUUCUUAUAAAUUACUGAAAUAAAAUGGCAUAUUGAAUUAAUAGAAUUAAAAAUAAACAUGGUCAAUAAAAACCCAUACCUCGACUCACUUGAAGCUGUAACAGAUGAGCUUAAGCUUCUGUCUGAAAACUCUGAGUCACCCAUUGUUUCUCUCAAGUUUCAAAAGUUUUUGUAUGAAAGCAUCAACUUUUUGAACACACAAGGUGGUAGCAACUGUACAACAAAUAAAGAACUACUUGAAUGGUACGAGGUGCUGGAACAGGUUUUGCGUACACUGAUACUGAGACAAAAUGAUCUGGACCCAAAACGUCUCAGUCUUCAGAUGAUUAUAACUUACCUCAGCCACUACACUUUUCAUUUGCUCAAAGUAGAAGAGGUUCCACUAGGAUGGUAUAAAUCUCUGGCCAUAGUUGUGCUUGAGUAUUUGGCUGAUUUCAUCCAAAGUUCAGGGUCACAGCCUAGUUUUGUUGCCAGUGUCGCCACCAACUUUUUUGGGUGCUUCUGCAAAGCUGGACAGAAAUUUGAGAAAGAGAUAAAGUCCAAGACAGGUCUAAAUGUGGUCCCAGCAUAUGAGCUGUAUCUUCUUGCCUCUGCCAUUCAAAGUCUAGACUCAACAAAUAAGACGCGGGAUGGACUGAAGGUGGCUAAAGAAUUUUUAAUUAGUUAUACACAGCUGGUUAAAGGAUCUGACCAGGUGCUAGAUGCUGGGGCGGCUCUGUCAGAUUUGUUUGAGGCUGCUGUGAAAGUUUACACAUUACAGAGCAGAGAUGUUGCUGAUGAUAGCAGCUUGUCUUUUUUUGUUGAGUUAUUCAGACUGGUACAGAGGGAUGCUGGGAUGUGUGAGAGGCUGCUUGCCUGUGAUGGUAACUUGUACAAGCUGGAGCCAGCUGACUGCAGCCACGACUUCCCUGUUUUAGCAUCAUGUCGUCUGAUCAACAAAAACAAGUUGGCUAUCAGCAGUCAGGUGGAAAACAGAAUUCAGGAGAUUGUGAUUUCUUUAUUGAAGUUCACUUGUAGCCUGAAUCAUGCUGCACCAUGGGACCCUACACAAACUGGGCAUUCUAAAGUUAAAAAACCAUCAAAAAAGGACAACUUAGAUAUGGAUGAUAGUUCACAAAUGGAAUCCCAGUUGAGCCCUACCAUCUCACACAUCCAAGCACUGUUGUCUGAGUCUCAGAAACCUGUCAGCCUGGCCAUAGGUGACAGCCUGUCAGCACUUGUCAGCACCAGCAUAGACCCCAGGCAGACAGCGACCUGCACGCUGAUGCUGUUGUACAGGCUCCUGUCUCUGGCCAUUGAGGUCUUCCUGCGCGAGAUCCUGGCCAGGGCUGGGAAGGAGAGCUAUCUGAACUUUGUGUCCGCCAGGGUCUACUCGUUGGCUCUUGCUAACAAAACCAGGCUCAAUACAUUACAGGCUCUGCUGUGCAGGGACGAGUCUGGUAAAUAG
This is a messenger RNA of Physella acuta, 1483 nucleotides long. RefSeq lists its product as uncharacterized. Lineage: Eukaryota; Metazoa; Mollusca; Gastropoda; Physidae. The record is from RefSeq and is a predicted model, not a curated record.